AUGGCUACCGAGUCUGCGCUAUAUUUCCGUCUUCUGCCGUUGAACGAAGCUGCCAAUCGCAUCGUGCUGCAUCCACGUAACACGAGUUUUCUCGAGGAGCUUGCGAGUGGGCCUUCUUUCCGAAUCACUCUGGGACACUCACCGAAAAAGCGUGGUACCUUGUUGUCAUUCGGCAAGGUGGAUUGCGAUAUUUAUCUCAUUGAGCAAUGUCUUCCGGACUAUCUUUGCCAUUUUCAGGUCCAUCCUAAGACCUGCGAGCUAAUCCUGCAGGAUGAUUCCUCUACCAGGAUGGUACGCCUCUCUUUUGGCAAAAAAACCAGCCAGAAGUAUAGUCUGCAAGGGCAUUCCAGACAACGGGUCAUAUCAAAGAACAUCAAGGCGAUACAGAUGCAUAUUUAUGACGCUUUCUUCGAGAUAUGCUUUCCAGGUCCAGGGCACGAGAUCGCACGCGACACCAUUGUCAGAUUUAUCGAGCGUAAUGGUCUCAAACCCUGGACUAGACCUGGUGGUCGACGAAGAUACGCGUUACAGGAACCACAAGAGCAAGCAAGAAUUGCCUACGAGAAAAGGGGGUGGCUAGGUGAGGGUUCCUAUGGGAACGUCUUACUUGUCGUAGACCUUCGGACCGGGGACCACUUGGCCUUGAAGGUAUUCGGGAGGUUGAAUGACGAGACAGAAGAAGAGCGAAAAUCACGAUUCAGGAAAGAGGCGGAGUUGUUAAAGGCCGCGGCGCAUAAAAACAUUGCAAGAUUCAUUGACGCACAAGAGAGGGAGAAUGGAACCGUAAUGGAGCUGUUUAUGGAUGUUUACCAAGGAAGCUUGCGAAAGCUGAUGAGCCAGUCACCAGCGCCCAGCGCCUACCUUGGAUCCCUGACAGAGCAAAUAUUGGACGCAUUGGUCUUUCUUGCCGAGAAGAAUAUCAUACACCGCGAUAUCAAGCCUGAGAAUAUCCUGCAUGACAAAGACACGAUGUUUUAUCUUGCCGAUUUCGGCAUCUCGAAGGAGCAGAACGAUAGCUUCUCACCAGUUGGAACUAGGGAAUACAUGGCGCCAGAAAUGUUCUGCGCACUGCCUCAAACCUCGAAAGCCGAUGUAUUCUCUAUGGGUCUGGUAAUGCUCGAGGUCCUUGGACUGUGGCCGGAAGGAGAAAGUAGAGUGCUCAUGCUGGGUGGGCACGAGAUUUGGCAUGAUAGCAUUCGCUUGGCCGCCUCUCAGCACAGACCGGAGAUCCUUCCUAUGCUUGCGAAGCAUUCUGAAGAACGAUUCACGGCCGCACGGUGUUUAACGUGGUUUUUCGGACCCAAGUCGGCCGGCAAUGCCGUCUUCCAGCCUAUGCAAAUGCACACAUUUACGGACUCCCCUACAGACAGAGGAGAUCCACCGUGCCCGCCUGGAGGAGAGAAACAGGGGUUCGGCCAAGUCGAUCCAGGAGGGUACCCAAAGAAUAACACGAAACUACAGCACGGAAUAAGCCAGCAGACUGAAUCAGGCAACUCUCAAUUCCAAGCGCCUGCUCGAGAGACCUCAGGCCAGCUAAUACCGGCCAAGGACAGGAAGCCACAAAUCCAUCACUCUGCAGAUCCAAGAAAGCAGGAUACACUUACAAGGCUGUCAAAGCCAACGCAGACAGCAGGUAAUGAUAGACCCGGAGCAGCGCAGCCUAAGAGAGUGGAGGACUCCCAGCCAUCACCCCAGAAACCUAGAACGCAUCGACCACAGCCCCUGGUGACAGAUACAGAGUUCCUCGAGCAAGCAGACCAAGGCCCGUCCGGUCCAGGUUUCAGACGAUCAGAGUGA
Endocarpon pusillum Z07020 is the source of this 1797-nucleotide messenger RNA. RefSeq lists its product as uncharacterized. The coding region runs from base 1 to 1797 and encodes 598 amino acids. Lineage: Eukaryota; Fungi; Ascomycota; Eurotiomycetes; Verrucariales; Verrucariaceae. Gene Ontology annotation, molecular function: protein serine/threonine kinase activity; ATP binding. The transcript has 2 exons. Gene Ontology annotation, biological process: protein phosphorylation. Gene Ontology annotation, cellular component: cytoplasm. The record is from RefSeq and is a predicted model, not a curated record.